AUGAGCUCCUUACUUCGUCAAUAUCUCGAGCUACGAGCUCCUUACUUCGUCAAUAUCUCGAGCUACGAGCUCCUUACUUCGUCAAUAUCUCGAGCUACGAGCUCCUUACUUCGUCAAUAUCUCGAGCUACGAGCUCCUUACUUCGUCAAUAUCUCGAGCUACGAGCUCCUUAUUUCGUCAAUAUCUAACUGUGUUGGAAGGAAACACAGCUCCCCAUCAGCCUCCCAGAAUGGAAUCACGUACAACAAAGCCCACAGGAUGCCAGGGAGUCAGUGGGCACCCUGGGGCCAGGAGCAAAGACUCAACCUCUGUAAACACAAAUCAAGGAGUUCAAACAGGGUAUGGUUUACGCUUCACCUCUUCACCUUCCCCUUACAGCAGGUGAAGGCGGUAGACGGUGAUGCCGGUCGUCACGGACAUCUCACCUAUAGUGUGUCAGGUGACGGCAUCUUCAAGAAUGGCACCCGGUCCUGCUUCUCCGUGCACCCUACCUCUGGCACCGUGCACCUCCUCAGGCCACUGGACCGUGAUCCUCCCCACGGACGCCCACAGUGGAGGCUAAGGGUGUGGGCCACGGACGGGGAACUGGAUGCCGCCACGGACGUCAGGGUCAACCUCAAGGACAUUAACGACAACGCUCCCUUCUUCCCCUUUCUCACCACCCACGCCAGCGUCUCCGAAGAUGCUCCGCCAGGUUCGUCAGUAGUGCGGGUGGUGGCCGUGGACCACGACGACCCUCAGGAGGCUGACAACGCCAAGGUCACCUACUCGCUGGAGAAGAACGCCAUCGACGAGUCGACUGGGAAGGCCAUCUUUGCUAUCGACAGCAAUUUGGGGCUCAUCACCACCGCCUUCUGCUGUCUAGACAGAGAGAAGACCCAUCGGUACAUCAUCCAGGUGGUGGCUACUGACGGAGGUGGCCUCAAGGGUACAGGAACUGUGGUUAUUGACGUUGAGGAUGUGAACGACGUCCCUCCCAGGUUCUCCCAGCCAGAAUGGACGCUGAAAGUAUCUGAGAACCUCACUCCUGACGACGUCCUGGCCACCCUGACCGUCCAAGACACCGACAUCUCCAAUUAUUUCACAUUCAGGGUGGUACCGGAGAGCGGCCGAGGAUGGGAGUUGUUCAGGGUUGAGGGGCGUCCUGGAGGAGGCCCAGAAGGAGACCUACGAGCUGUGCAACCCUUGGACUACGAGGAUCCAGAUCACAGAAGAGGCUUCAGCUUCAAAGUACAAGUUACAGACAUGGGAACGUCUGGUCGUGACGACGACGCAGACGACCACACAACAGAGACGUGGGACGACCACACAGCAGAAACGUGGGUUCGAGUCUUCCUCGAAGACGUCAACGACAACGACCCCGUGUUCAGCGAGAACCACGCCCACCUCAGUCUUCCCGAGGACACGCCCCCAGGCACACACCUCACCACCUUCACUGCCCUUGACCCGGACGCUGGCGGUGAGAAGGCAGUUACCUACAGCAUCGCCUCCGACAGUGACCCUGGGCGGCAGUUCAGUGUGGAUGGAUCGGGAGCUGUAAGGGUGGUGGGCGGCAUGGACCGGGAAGUAGCGGCCGCCCACACUGUGCUGGUAUGGGCGGUGGACCAGGGCCACCCACCCAGGACGACCACAGCCACCCUUAGUGUAAACGUGACGGACGUGAACGACAACCCGCCGUUCCUAGUGGGACCCCAGGAGGUGCAGGUAGUGGAGAACGGCGAGGCGCAGGAGGUAGCAAGAGUCAAGCUAGGUGACCCCGACGACUGGAGCCGGGGUCACGGCCCCCCCUUCAGCGUGGUGCUGGAUCCGCGGGCGCCACGACACGUCGCUGCCAACAUAAAGGUCACGCUGGAUAAGAGAGGUGACGAAGGGCGUGGUGUGGGCGUGGUGUGGGCACGGGCGGGACUAGACAGAGAGGAGAGACGGACGAUACUGGUGCCACUGGUGGUUGGUGAUGCUGGUAGACCGUCACUCUCCGCUACUGUCACACUCAGCCUCCAGGUAGCAGACGUCAAUGAUAAUCCCAUGUCUCCAGCCUCCAAGACUGUCACUGUCCACACCCUCCAGUCACAGGGAGAACCGGUGCCCCUAGGGAGGGUAUAUGUGAGGGAUCCUGAUGACUGGGACGCCAGGCAGAAGACAUAUUCCUGGAGACUUCACCAUCCUGGGUUUUUUCUUGCCUCCUCCUCCGGGGACCUCACCAUGACCCCGCUUACCCCUGAUGGACGAUACGAAUUGGGGUUCACUGUGAGUGACGUCACACACGGAAUUUCUGACGUCGACGCCAACGUCACUGUUGACGUCAUUUCCGUCAGCCUGAAUGACGUCAUUGAUGCCACUCCAAUCACCCUGCUGACUGACAGCUACCGUCUAGUGAACCAGGACCAGGAUGGAGGCUCUAUACUGACGCGUCUGGUGUGGGCGGUGAGGUCGUGGGCGGAGGUGGGGGCGGAUGUGGGUGUACGGGCGGUGUCGGUGCAGCCGCUGGGUCAACACACCACGCCCACGCCCACGCCCACAACCCGCGUCUGGUUAUCGUCUUCCGGUAUUGCAAACUUUGGUCACGUAUUACUGCAUCGCAAACGUCAGUUGAGCAAAGCAAUAGGUGUCACCAUAAGAGAGGUGGGCGUGAGCAACUGCGACGAGGCCGCCCAUGACGAGGCCACCCAUGACGCUGCCAUCCCCAACGAGGCCGGAAGGUGCGUGGGUGGGUGUUGGGUGAGCCUGAACGGUGGGUUUAACAUCGUCGAUGCCAACACUUCAGCUGUAGUGGGUCCCAGAGUCACCCUCCGUGGUGGGUGUGGCUGUGGUGACGCCACACCUGCUGUCGGUCACUUCUGUACACCACACACCUGCCUCAACGGCGGAAGGUGUGUUCCAACCUCCACAGGCACAAGGUGUGUGUGUCCUCAUGGUACCUGGGGCUUGCGUUGUAAAAUCCUCAUACGCCAUUUCGAAGGCGGUGGACCUACCCAAAACACUGAGAGCUUCGAGAACGGUAUGCCCCAAGUAGGUGGAUGGGCGUGGGUUUCCCCUAUUCCACCCUGUACAGAGGUCCAUGUGAGCCUUGAGAUCCUGACUAAGGACAAGUCAGCCACUCUGCUCUACUCUGGAGCAGACCAGGUACAGCAGGGGAACCCAGGGUCAGGGACGGUCUCCAUCAGGGAUCUUCUACUGCUGGAGCUGCGACAGGGACGCCCCUCCCUAGUGUUAGAUCUUGGUGACGGCCUCGUCACCCUUACCCUCAGCGCCUCAUACUCCCUUGCCGAUAACGCCUGGCACAGGAUCGACAUCUUAUGGAAGGAUAAGCAGGUGGAAUUAAUCGUGGACCUGUGCUCGGGCGGCAGCAUCGAGACACCCCUCACAACCGCCCACGAUCACUCCACUCCGCCCACCUGCCGGGCCUCCUCCACCCUACCUGGGACUGCCCGCAUCCUCAACACGGGCGGCCCGCUUCAGGUGGGCGGGCAGGUGCAUCUAAACACUUCACACCUCCAGGGGUGUAUAAGGAAUCUCAGAGUCAAUGGCCAGCUAGUGGACCUGGGUGUCGGUGUGUUGAGUAGGAGGAGUUUUCCCGGGUGUCCUGCCUCAAAUUGUCGCUCCAGCGGCCUCCACUGUGGCCUCCACGGCAGAUGCCAGGGAUCUCCAGGGUCAUUGAGGUGCGGGUGCCAGGCAGGGUGGUCAGGGCCAGGGUGUGGCACCCCGACCACACCAACAACCUUCCUUCUCAACAGUUACAUAAAGCUGGCACUCUCCUUCACCCCUCUGGGCUACACGACAUCCAUCUCUCUCAGGUUCAGGACAUGGAGGAGGAGUGGGCAGCUGGUCAUGCUAUCUUCACAACAUGGGAGAGAGAGCUGGUCGCUGCAGCUGGUUGAGGGACAUCUGUGUGUGUUACUGCAGAUGGUUCAUACACAGCCAUCUCUCUCUUCUCUCUGCCUCUCCAGGGCCAGCCUCUCAGAUGGUCGAUGGCACUACCUCGCAGCUGUCAGGUAUGGUACUGUGAGUCUCCUAACUGUGGAUGACGGUGAUAAUGAGCUAUACAAUGCUUCCAUGGUGCUGGAAGGGCAGCAGCAGCAACAACAGCUACUGCAGGUGGACAAGCAGGAAGGUGUUCACAUUGGAGGUACACCAGAGUUUCUCGAUGUCAGUGUCUUCAGGAUCCACGGAGAUUUCUUUGACGGAUGCAUUGACGACCUGCGGAUCUCCGGGAGGAGGGUGCCGUUACCGCCUGCAGUCAACAGCACAGCCUGGGGUCAAGCUAGCGUCUUCAAGGGCGUGGAGCGAGGAUGUGUUGGUCCCUCUGCCUGUGCUAAUAUCUCCUGUAGGGCACCCCUUUCCUGUGUGGACACCUGGAGGUCCUACCACUGUGGAUGUGGUGAGGGACGUGUUUUAGAAGGUGGAACCACAUGCAGAGAGCUAGACUACUGUAUGUGGCAACCUUGUCUCAAUGGAGGUACCUGCCUCAAUACACGCCCAGGGUAUGCCUGCGUAUGUUCAGCGGGUUUCAGUGGACAGCACUGUCAUCUACCAGAUGCUACUGACACUACACUUAAACUACCUCUAGGAAUUCUCGUUACAUUGGUUGUCUUCUGCACAUUUCUCUUUUUGUUAAUAUGCGCCUUCCUGCUCCACCAACACCACCAUCGUCGCUCGGCACUGCGGAAGAACACUGGCGAUGCCAACGAUGAUGCCAAGGGAAGCACCACCAGCGUCACCUGCAAGAAGCAGGUAGCAUCCCCCUGCAGCCACACACCCAACCUGCUGGAACUGCAGCUGAUGAACCCACCUGGAGACAAGGGUCAACCUCCCUGGACCAAAAACCCUAACAUAGCAGAUGUAGAUGUUCUACGGGUGGAGAGCUCGUCCCUUCCUUGUGGCAGCUUGAUGGAGAAGGUCCACCACCACCAUAAUCACCAACAGAGAGGUGUAUCAGAUAUAUCCCCAUCGCCACCACUGCACCACCAUCUUCAACAACACAGAGGUGUACUGGAUACGUCUUCCUCGCCACCACAGCAUCACCACCACCACCAAAAGAAGGGUGUCUCGGGCUUGUCUGCUUUACACCAAGAACCAGAGAUCAACUAUGAGAAAGAGCCGAGAAAUGACAGAGAUGUAAGAGGUCUUGUGAGUGGCAAUGGCAGCGACAAACACUUAGAUACACACCAUGGAAUAGAAUCCUGACACGCUACUGGCCAGUUUUCCAACCAUUCAAAAGAAACAAAGGAUGAUGCUCAGGCCAUCAUCUUCAAACAUACACUUGAUCCCACUGCUGAGAAGAUCAUUAAUGCACCAGUACAACCAGAGAGCUUUGUCGACUCUACCGCUGGACACACCCACACUUUCUCUUGACAUUAGGCUGAAGAAUAACAAACAAACUUUAAAAAAAACUUAUACACCACUUCAAAGAACUCGACAUUUGAUGAAAAUUGUAUUACUCUUAUUGUUUAUAUAUAAUUUUCGGUUGUUGGUUAAGAGGUGUGAUAAAGGGGAGCAAGUUACAGUAAUUAUAGUUCAGAACUUGUGUUCAU
Molecule: messenger RNA, 5531 nt
Organism: Cherax quadricarinatus
Lineage: Eukaryota; Metazoa; Arthropoda; Malacostraca; Decapoda; Parastacidae
Source: RefSeq, a predicted model, not a curated record